This is a messenger RNA of Gastrolobium bilobum, 1555 nucleotides long. RefSeq names its product galacturonokinase. NCBI's taxonomy places the organism in Eukaryota, Viridiplantae, Streptophyta, Magnoliopsida, Fabales, Fabaceae. Gene Ontology annotation, molecular function: galactokinase activity; ATP binding. Gene Ontology annotation, cellular component: cytosol; cytoplasm. Gene Ontology annotation, biological process: galactose metabolic process. The record is from RefSeq and is a predicted model, not a curated record. The transcript has 14 exons. The coding region runs from base 210 to 1523 and encodes 437 amino acids.
AUGACAAAGAGUAAAAAUGAAGUGAAUGUAGCUUUCAACCGAUUUUGCCGCUUCUCCAACCCCUGAUCUGGUACAUUUUAUGUGAGCAAGUGCGUCUCUUUAUCCUCAUCUGGACACUGUGCCUGCGCUGUGGUGAAUUUUCCGAUCUGGUUUGUGUUUCUGAAUCCACCCUCGCAUUUUCGUCGCGGAACAAGUUUGCAGCUGCGGACAUGGCUGGGCAAUGUUGGCCUUCUGACACUGAGCUGAAUGAAAUGAGAGAGAUAGUUACCAAAAUGGCAAAUGUGAAUAAAGAGGAAGUUCGAGUUGUAGUAUCUCCAUAUCGAAUUUGUCCUUUGGGGGCACACAUUGAUCAUCAGGGUGGGACUGUUUCAGCUAUGACAAUCAAUAAGGGAAUACUUCUGGGGUUUUCUCCUUCUAGCCGUGGUGAGGUUGUGAUUCGUUCAGGACAGUUUCAAGGAGAAGUUAAUUUCAGAGUUGAUGAGAUUCAGCAGCCAAGACAAACCACUAAGACAAAAAAUGAGAACUCAGCAAAGGAUUCUUCUGAGCUACAGGAACAAUGUGACUGGGGACGUUAUGCUAGAGGAGCAGUACAUGCACUACAAAGCAGGGGAAACAAUAUUUCUAAGGGUAUCAUAGGAUACAUAUGUGGUUCUGAAGGUCUGGACAGUUCGGGCUUAAGUUCUUCUGCUGCGGUUGGAGUAGCUUACCUCUUGGCUUUGGAACAUGCAAAUAAUUUAGCAAUAUCUCCUACAGAAAAUAUUGAAUAUGAUAGGUUGAUUGAGAAUGAGUAUUUGGGUCUGAAAAAUGGCAUAAUGGACCAAUCAGCUAUAUUACUUUCAAGCCAUGGUCGUUUGAUGUGCAUGAAUUGCAAGACCAAAGCUUAUAAGCUUAUUCACCUACCAAAGGAGCAAGAGUACCUAGAGAGUGAGCAACCAAAAGCAACCAAAAUAUUGUUGGCACUUUCAGGGUUGAAGCAAGCUUUGACUAACAACCCUGGAUAUAAUAAGCGAGUAGCAGAGUGUCGAGAGGCUGCACGAAUUCUUCUUGAAGCAUCAGGAGAUUAUAAAGCAGAGCCCAUUCUAUCUAAUGUUGAACCAGAAGUUUACGAGGCUUACAAGUGCAAAUUAGAACCCGAUCUAGCCAAAAGAGCAGAGCAUUAUUUCUCAGAGAAUACGCGGGUUAUGAAAGGAAUUGAGGCUUGGGCAAUGGGCAAGUUAAAAGAUUUUGGAAUGCUCAUUGCUGCUUCUGGUUGGAGUUCAAUUCAAAAUUAUGAAUGUGGUUCUGAACCUCUGAUUCAACUGUAUGAGAUCCUUUUGAGGGCUCCUGGUGUAUUGGGAGCACGCUUCAGUGGUGCUGGGUUUAGAGGGUGCUGUAUUGCAUUUGUGGAGGCUCACCUUGCAACUGAAGCUGCUUCAUUUGUUAGGACAGAAUAUCUCAGGCUCCAGCCUGAGUUAGCUAGCCAAUUAAGCGAAGACACAGCAGUUUUGAUAUGCGAAUCUGGUGAUUGCGCACGUGUAAUUUGAACAGCAUUUUGACUCUUACUCGCCGUCCACCA